This is a messenger RNA of Spinacia oleracea (spinach), 886 nucleotides long. RefSeq lists its product as uncharacterized. The transcript is spliced from 5 exons. The record is from RefSeq and is a predicted model, not a curated record. NCBI's taxonomy places the organism in Eukaryota, Viridiplantae, Streptophyta, Magnoliopsida, Caryophyllales, Amaranthaceae. Bases 203 to 535 code for a protein of 110 amino acids.
UUCUCACUCUCACUUUCCCUCGCACCUUUUCUUUUUCUAUUUCCUCCCUUUCCUCGUAUCCUCACAGGGAAACACUAACGCCCGCCGCCUCCCGCCGCCGCGAAUACCAUCGACGACGCCAGUCCACUCGAUAAAUUCUGGAGGUCACAUAUUCGGACUCGUCCAAGAUAGGAGCUUUUCUCUUCUUAUUGUUCUAAUUCUUAUGGAUGAGAUCAAAUUUAUUGGAAAUAAUCAUCCUGAAGAUGUUAGAUGGCUUUGUUCACUGUCCGAGUCGGAACUCGACAUGCUGAUUAGCCUAAAGAAGCUUGUCCUUCGACGAGCUCAAGCUGUAGGGCAUGAAAGUCUAGUCCAGAAAUUUGAUCUGAAAAUGCUUCGAGCACUUGGAUUUAUUUUGAUGCAACAUGUUAGUGGAAGAGUAAAUGACUUGCAAUUGACAGACUUAGCUGUGCCGAAAGAUUUGUUUGACGGAUGUACUUUAUUGAAAUUGGAUAGAGUAGAAACGAGAGAGCAAGAAAAGACAAGCUCUGAAAGAUAAGUCUGGAUGCGUGUACCUGGAUCAACUUACGCCCAAAAGCGAGGCUUAUAAGGUUAAUGUAAAGGUCGUUAAGAAAGGAAGAGGAAGUUUUCAUAGCAAAUGCAUUUUAUAUCUUUUGUACAAGAAACACUUAUUCUACUUGCCUUAUCAAAUGCCUCUUAAAUCUUUUACUAAUUCUAAUUGUAUUAGGUAAUAUGCAUCGUAAUUAUGUUAAGUCGUGGUAUUUUGUUAAUGUUUUAUCAACGUAAUAGUUCAUUUUAGUUGCUUGUUGCCUUAGGUAAUAUACAUUGUAGUUAUGUUAACUCAUGAUAUUUUGUUACGGUUUUGUUAAUGUUGUUAGGGUUUUGUUAA